Messenger RNA from Linum tenue, 543 nucleotides. Lineage: Eukaryota; Viridiplantae; Streptophyta; Magnoliopsida; Malpighiales; Linaceae. The record is from the annotation of a GenBank genome assembly.
AUUAAUGAUAAUCCUGGAUGGACAUUCAUUUCUGACAAGCAAAAGGGUCUAAUGCCAGCACUAGAUGAGGUGUUUCCCUCUAGUGAGAAGCGUCAUUGUACCAGGCAUCUUGUGACCAAUCUAAGUGCUGCAUGUGGAUCAUCAGCGAGGGUUAAGGAGCUAUUCUGGGAAGCAGCUAGAGCCACCACUGUCUCUGAAUUUCAAGUUGCUAUGAGAAGCCUGUCGGAUUACAACAAGCCCUCUUAUGAUUGGCUUGUUGACAAGCCAUACUACCAUUGGUCCAGGUCGCAUUUUCAGUGUCUCGUUUUAACAGAUACGGACACGAACAACCUGGUUGAGAGCUGGAAUAAUGUCAUCGUCGAUGAGAGGGAUUUGGGUCCUGUUGGCAUGUGGGAAGGGAUUAGGAGGAGGCUGAUGGUGCUAUAUGCCAAAAGACGACGUAUAGCCAACAAGUGGGCUGGUCCUUUGUGUAAAAACAUUGAGAAGAAUUUGCAAAAACUAGGAGAAGAAGCCCUUAAGUGGUCUGCUGAAUCAAACGGCAAC